CAGCGUUCAAACCGGAUAUGUGGCCGCGUCGCCCCGAAAAGGCCCUUUUCCGUCUCUGAAAAGUGUGGUGCAGAACGGCAGACACAAUGGCUGACUGGGAGACCGCUCCGGCCGUGGCUGAGACCCCUGAGAUCAAGCUGUUUGGGAAAUGGAGCACAGACGAUGUUCAGAUCAAUGACAUCUCUCUCCAGGAUUACAUUGCCGUGAAAGAGAAGUACGCCAAAUACCUGCCCCACUCUGGAGGCCGUUAUGCCGCCAAGCGUUUCAGGAAGGCUCAGUGUCCGAUCGUGGAGCGUCUCACCAACUCCAUGAUGAUGCACGGACGCAACAACGGCAAGAAACUGAUGACCGUCCGUAUUGUCAAACACGCUUUUGAGAUCAUCCACCUGCUCACCGGAGAGAACCCCCUGCAGGUUUUGGUGAAUGCCAUCAUCAACAGUGGACCCCGUGAGGACUCCACUCGUAUCGGACGUGCUGGUACUGUGAGGAGGCAGGCUGUGGAUGUGUCCCCACUCCGCAGGGUCAACCAGGCCAUCUGGCUCUUGUGCACUGGAGCAAGAGAGGCUGCUUUCAGAAACAUCAAGACCAUCGCUGAGUGCCUGGCCGACGAGCUGAUCAAUGCAGCUAAGGGUUCUUCUAACUCCUAUGCUAUCAAGAAGAAAGACGAGUUGGAGAGAGUUGCCAAGUCCAACCGUUAAAAAACUGUUCAAUGCUUUCUACAACAAAAUAAAUUUGAGGAAAAUUGUA
Messenger RNA from Boleophthalmus pectinirostris (great blue-spotted mudskipper), 747 nucleotides. It is a transcript of the gene rps5, whose product is annotated as ribosomal protein S5. Gene Ontology annotation, molecular function: rRNA binding; mRNA binding; structural constituent of ribosome. Gene Ontology annotation, cellular component: ribosome; cytosolic small ribosomal subunit. The record is from RefSeq and is a predicted model, not a curated record. The coding region runs from base 87 to 698 and encodes 203 amino acids. NCBI's taxonomy places the organism in Eukaryota, Metazoa, Chordata, Actinopteri, Gobiiformes, Gobiidae. The transcript has 6 exons. Gene Ontology annotation, biological process: translation; ribosomal small subunit assembly.